GGAGAUGGGCGUACCGCCGUUGAACGUACAUAACCAGUCUUCCGGACCUUUCAUGUGCUGUUAUGACACAGGUAUUUGAACAAAAUACAUUACCGAGCUGAAUACCAGCGGACGCCUGUAAACUACCUAUAGAAACUAAGAAAGACGAUAAUGUACUGAAGAUGAAACAACAAAGAGCUAAAUGUUCAGAUGUCAUCGUUACAGGUAAAGAUUCUAACAUACAAGUAAGACGACUAUGUCAAACAUUAAGGUGCUUGUCCAUUCUGCUUUCAGAAUCUAGGCAGUAUCGAUUUAGCUAUGAAAAGGUAUAUUAAAUGUAACUGAGUAUUUUAGAGAAACCGGUAAUCGUGAGGUGUUUUUAAAUAAUUUGUUGUAACAUUCAAAUAAAAAUUGAUUUACCCCAUAUCUUACUGAUAUUGCAAUAUGGUAAAGUGGCUUCAUGCUAUUUUUUUCUCUCAAUAUCUUCACUUUUAGACAUGAGAUCUCAUGUACAUCAAACUGUUUUACCAGUAGUCAUUAAAGCUGAUAAUCCGAUUCCAGUCUCAUGCAGUGUGUACUACUUUGAAGUAACUGUCAAUGUUAAAAGUCGAUCUGGUCUACUUGCUUUGGGUGUGUGUUCUUCACGUUCAUCAACAAAUGAGUGGCCAGGCAUGGAGUUCACUUCAUACGGUUAUCAUAGUAAUAGUGGGACAAUUUAUCAUAAUUCAAAGGAGUUACCAGUUUCAGCGCCUAGUUUCAGUGAAACAGAUAUCAUUGGUUGCGGUGUUAACUUUGUUAAUAAUUCAGUAUUUUUCACAAAAAACGGUGUCUUUAUAGGACCUGUUAAUGCUGGUAAAAAGUUGCCACAUCCAGUAUACCCAUGUAUUGCUUUUGCCUGUCCUAAUUGUCAUGUCAGCAUUAAUUUCGGUCAUCAUAAAUUUGCAUUCGAUAUUGGUCAGUAUAUUAGUCGUGAACGUGCUGUAGCAAUAAGUACAGCAGUUGAUCGUAAAUGUAACGAUCAAUUAGCAUAUGUUACAAUGAGAAAUUUAGUUGCAACCUACUUAUUACAUAAUGGUUUCCUUGAGUCAGCUCAAGCAUUGGGCGAAUGGGUGACAAAAGCUUCAACUAAUAUAACAGAUCAAAGCAAUACUACAACUGGCAAUAUUUUUAGUCGUGAGAAUGAUGUUAAUGGUGAUAGUACCAAUAAUAUGUGUUAUAAUAGUAAUGGCAAGUCAUCUUCAAAGUCAUUAACUCCUGAUACUCCAAAUGGUUGUCUGUCUACAUCGACGAAUAAAUUUAUCCAACGAAUGAAUUCACUGACAAACUCUUUGAAUGGUAAUGGUUAUUCAGAUUGUAACAGUAAUAAUAAUAAUGCUAUGAAUACUAACAAUAACAAUAAUAAUUGUAGUGGUUCUAUGGUUGAAGAGACAAACGGUGGUGAUCAUUAUUUAAAACACUCAGAACAGCAGUCAGCACAGUCAGCAGCAAUCAAGUCACUGGCAGCACAGUCAACAGUUAAUCAUCAUGAUUUAUUAUCGUUAUCGUCGUCGUCUAAAAAUGCCAGUCAAGCGAACAACACUGUUCUUAAUGAUUUAUUCUGUUGGCCUGAAGCUGUGGACAUCUUAUUAAGACGCAGGUAUCUACGCGAGACAAUUAGAAAUGGAGAUUAUCUGUCUGCAUUGGACCAGCUACAAGCACACUUUAAAACAUUAUGGGAGAAUGAUCCAUCGAUUACAUUUGUUCUGAAAUGUCAUCAUUUCAUAGAUUUGAUACGUCGACACUACACUGUAAAUUCUUCACAAGAACCUGUCCAUAUGAAUAAUUUAACCAAUAGUAGUAAUUCAAAAAUAUUUCAGUCCAAUGGUGUAGAUGUUCCUCGAAAUAGUCAAAAACGCUCGAAGCCGUCUAGUUCAGUGGAAUCCUCGCCUGAAAUAACUAACAAGGAGAAUGAUUGCCAACUUGUUCAUUUAUUAAAUUCUAAUCACAAUAACAUAACCAAUCUACCAGCCGAUAAUAAUGAUGAUGAUAAUAGUAGUAGUACUUCUACUGGAAAUACCAAUAAUCGUUUUUCUCGCCCAAUCGCAAAAUCGCAUACUCCUGAAUGGAAUAAUGAUAGCCUAUUAUCGUCAAGUGAUAGGUAUAAUUCUGAACCGCUACCGUCAGUCUUUCCAAAAACUAAUUCUUCCUUUAAUGAUGUAGUGAAUACAACUACUACCAAUGGUAGUAGUACUCAUACGCCUGGUGUUAUAAAUAACUCCUCUUCAGAAGUUAUUUGUUCACAUGUUGUUCCUUCCACAUAUACUACAGAGAAUAAUUUCAUGAAAGCUAACAGUGAAAUUAUAACCAAUGGAAAUUCAACUUUUUCAUCAUAUAACUCUUCGCCUGUAUCGCCUAUGAUCAAAUCAUCAAUUCAGAAUAAUCAAUGCAUUAAUGGUGAUAAUCAUCAUAAUAAUAAUAAUGACGAUCAUGAUCAUGAUAAUAUUAAUAAUAACAUUAAUAGUCAUCAUAAUACUACUACUACUACUACUAAUAAUAAUCAACAAAAUGGAAUACAUGAUAAUAACAGUAGUAGUACUAAUAAUACUAUCAGUAAUAGUAAUACUAACAAUCAUUUUGUUCAUCAUAUUGAUAGUGAUCAUGUUGAAGUAAAUUGUAGUGCAUCUGUUAGUGAACUUUACGAUCUCAUUGAAUAUGGCCGAAGCUUACGAUCGAAUGCAUUAGAAUUACAACAUCAAGGAGCGAUUAGUUUGGAACAACUUCUAUUCUUGAGUAGUGCAUUCAGUUUGGUUGCAUAUCAGAAUCCUUACAGAAGUCCUCUCAGUGGCCUGUUACACCCAAAACAUCGAGAAUUAUUAGCCGAUGCUGUAAAUGAUGCUAUACUGGUACAUUUAAAACAACCUUCUCGACCUGUUUUGGAUAUCGCCUUAACAUAUCUGGAGCAUGUUUUAACUGAUGAGGGAACAUCAUGUAAAAAUACCGGUUCAUUUCCCUGUUAUCGUUUUAAAAAUGGUCAUUCGAAUCCAAGCACUCCUUCAAAUCCUCUGCAAACUAUUGGCAGUCAACAAUUACAAUCUGAUGAUGUAUUCACUGCGACAAGAGUAAGUCAGGCUAACGAGUCAACAACACCUGUUACUCGUGGUACUCCGACUACGCCUAGCCGAACUACAGUGGUCAGUGGAAGUCGUAGAGAAGGGGAAUCACGUUAUGCAACAGCCGAUGUUCAAACAUAUGGUUUAGCCUCGGGAGAUUUUACUGAAAGUUCUAAUGGUUCUACAAAUCUACUUCGUCCUGCUAGCACUUCAGUUAUUUCUAGUUCACUUUAUGUUCCGCCUUCUGCUUUAAUCUCUCUUACCGGUCGAAGUAAUCCAGUAACUAGGAGUUCUGAUUCACAGAGAUCAUCAUCUCGUGUACGUCCAACAAGUCUACAGAAUUUAAUUCAACAACGACGUCAAUCACAAUCAACCGACCAACCGACCGCAUCAUCUCCGUCUCCGUCAUCAUCAUCACAUUUUAAUCGUUUUCUAGUCACAUCGUCUAAUUGGCCGGUUUCAACGCCUGUUUCAUCAGCAUCGACAACAACUACUACUACAUCACAGAAUCCUAAUCGUUUCUCUCCUUCACGGAUAACAGUCACCUCUUCCCUUACUAAUACACAUGCACCGACUGGACCUGAAUUGGCAGGAUUUUUCCAUCCAAUCUUAUUUAUAGGAUGAAGUGUAAUGCUUAAAAAAGGACACAAUUUUUUCUUCUCUUAUUUCCCUUUUAUACAUCACACAUUUUCUGAGAUUAGACUAUUCCCUCCUCCUCCUCUCGCCC
Molecule: messenger RNA, 3795 nt
Organism: Trichobilharzia szidati
Lineage: Eukaryota; Metazoa; Platyhelminthes; Trematoda; Strigeidida; Schistosomatidae
Source: the annotation of a GenBank genome assembly